AUAGAUGCUAUAAUAGUAAAUGGCUGUUGCUUUUGUUCAUAUGAACGCCGAGGUGAAGAAAUUUAUUUUGCCUUUUCUGCCAGAAAUAUAAGUGCCAGAGUUUGAGAAAUGUCGAGAAAAGUUUUAGCAUUUUCUUCAUCGUCGGAAGAAGAUGGAGGAUCAGAGGAAUCAGGGCUAUCAGAGGUGGAAAUUCCCGAGACAGACGCAGAUGAAUCAAUCAUAGUUCGUCAUCCUGGAAAGAAAAAUUUUCGGAUUGAAUCGUCUGGUGAUGAGGAUGACGAGCCACUUUUGUUAUCCCCAAAGACGCGUAGAUCUAUUGGGAUUCGCGCUCCAGUGGAGUCCAUCGAUGAUUCAGAGUCAGAAGGGCUACUCUCUGAGAACGAUUAUGAGGAUAAACACCGUUCCGAGGACGAUGAUGAGGAUAAGCAGCUCUCCGAGGAUGAUGAUGAGGAUGAACAGCUCUCCGAGGACGAUGAUGAGGAUAAGCAGCUCUCCGAGGAUGAUGAUGAGGAUAAGCAGCUCUCCGAGGCCGACGAUGAGGAUGAACAGCAGAACCACAGGAUCCAGGAACCAAUGCUAAAUGUUUCAACAGAAUCACAAAAAGCUUCUUCGAUAAUGAUGGAUAAAUUCAAGAUCAGGCGUUCUGAUUAUUCUGCACGCGAGGGGGAAUCUGAUGAGGAGAUUCUGAUCGAGGAGGAAGAUGAAAGUGAUGUGUUGGAGACGCAAGAAUCUUCUCAAUAUGAACAUGCGAAUUCAGUCACUAUGGCUGCAGAGUGUCCUGAUGAUUCUAAUGAGACUCGGGAGAAAUCUUUUGAAAGCAGUAUUCAGAAGAAACUCAGUUCCACUCGAUACACGAAAAUGCGUGAUACAGAUAAGCUCAAUCAGGUUGAGAAAAUGCUAGAUCAGCUGGACAUUUCUGAGAUAAAGGAGGAGGAGAAAGAUCAUUCGCAAGACGAUGUGAUUUUGUUGGAUUCUGAUGAUUCUCUAACAGAGCAAAAUAAGAUUUCCGUAUCGCAAGCUGUUUAUGAUUUGGAGAAAAACAAGCUGGAGCAGUUGCUGUCAGAGCAGCAGAGCAAGAACACGCUGUUAAGUAAAAUGGGAUCAAGUUUGCCGGAUAAGGGAGCAAAGCUGUCCGCUCAAUCAGCAGCCUUGCAGACGGAAAUUGAUUAUCAAAUCAAGCACAUUGAGAAACUGCAGAUCACGGAGACUGAAGUCCAAAAUGGUGUAUCGGCGAAUUUGGGUGAGGAGGAAGGAGCUGUUGGUGAACUUCCAGGGAGAACUGAACGAGCAGAGAAAAUGUUCCAUAAGCGAGAGAUAGUCACAAUUGAGACAAUUUCUGAAAUUCAUAAGUCUUUGAAGCAGCGCCCGCCGGAGGAUUUGCUAAUGGAACAACCAGAUCAACUGAAAAUCACUCUGAUGGAACACCAACGGUAUGCUCUAUCUUUCAUGACUUGGAGAGAGCAGAAUAAACCGAAAGGUGGGAUUCUGGCUGAUGACAUGGGCACAGGAAAAACGUUGACUAUAAUAAGUCUUAUGUUGUUGUGCAACAGAACUGAAGAAGAUGAGACAACGUGGAAGAAGAAAGAUGCGCGGAACAUGUAUCAUGGAGGUACUCUCGUCGUAUGCCCGGCUAGUUUGAUGGAUCAAUGGUGCAAUGAGGUAAAGACCAAAUGCAAGCGAGGUGCUCUUGUAGGGUAUCUGCAUCAUGGACCUAAUCGAGAAUACAAAGCACGUCGUCUGGCCAAAUAUGAUCUAGUGGUGACAACGUAUCAAACGCUAACUUCGGAUUUUAAAAAUCAAGGAGGUUUGUUUGGAGUGAGAUGGCACCGAGUAGUCCUUGAUGAGGGUCACACCAUGAGAAAUCAUAAAACGGCGAUGGCAAAGGCUUGCUUUGAGGUCGAAGCAGAGAACAGAUGGGUGCUGACAGGAACUCCCAUUCAAAAUCGUCUGAAGGAUUUCUAUGCAUUGAUAAAAUUUCUGAAAUGCUCACCCUUUGACGAUAUUAAUUAUUGGAACUCAUGUAUUGGCAAUAAGGAGAUGACAAAAAGUGGAUAUGCCAGAGUUCACACACUCGUGAAUUUACUCUUGCUUCGCCGCACAAAGCAACAGCUUCAAGAAAGAGGAAUACUUGAGAAGUUGCCAACCAAGAUGGUAAAAACAGUAGAGGUGCAACUGACUCCUGAUGAGAGAUCGCUCUAUGCCAAGUUACUGCUCUAUUCACAAGCCCUCUUUUCACAAUACAUGACCCAGCGAAAGAAUGAUUUUCCAAUUAUCAAUGCCAAACAGAAUGUUGACAAGGUAUUUCACUCCAUCAAGUCAUCACUCGUAGGCAAAGAUGUCAGCACGAUGGAGAUCUUCAAGCUUAUUCUGCGCCUGAGGCAAAUUUGUUGCCACCCUGGAUUGAUUCUAAAGAAUCAGGAGGAGGAUUUUGAAUUUGAUGAGUCGACAGAAGAUAGCGGCAGAGCAGUGAAUUUGGUGGAAUUGGUGGACAAGCUGAAUAUGAAUGAUAGUGAAGGCAGUAUUGGUGCUCCCGUAAAAGCACGUUACGAUAGAAAGAUCUUUGAUCUGGACAACCCCAGUUCGAAGGUGUCCGCAGUCAUUGAGGAAAUUGAGCGAAUUUACGAAAUCGGAGAAAAAAUGAUUAUCGUCUCACAGUGGACGUCGGUGUUGGACAUCAUUGCUGAUCAUCUGAAAAGGAGAAAUCUCUCAUAUCUUGUCCUAACAGGGACAACUAAGAUCUCGGAUCGUGGAGAGAUUGUGGCUAACGUCAAUGAUCCAUCACACGAUGUGCAGAUCCUUCUGCUCUCCCUAGGGACGGGUGGUGUUGGUCUCAACUUGGUAGGAGCGAACAACUUGCUCCUUAUUGAUCCUCACUGGAAUCCACAACUGGAGAUGCAGGCGCAGGAUCGAAUUUACCGCAUUGGCCAAAUCCGAGACGUAUCAAUUGUGAAGUUUAUCACUUCUGAUAGUAUGGAGGAGCGUGUUCAGCAGCUGCAGCAGAUAAAGCUUGAAUUGGCCGACAAAGUGCUUACUGGGGCCAGAAAAAUGGGGUCUGGAUUAACAAUCCAAGAUUUAAGAACACUGUUUGACAUGUAGUGCGCAUUCUCACUGCCAAUAUGUGAUAAAACUAGAGAAAUCAGAAUGUGAGAACAGAAAAGAGAAUGGUCUAUCAAGAUGUGAAGGAGGAAAUGAACUGAUUAUACAUAUGAAUUCCAUAAAUGAUACAAACUUUUUUUUAAUAAAGCAAAAUUU
Messenger RNA from Phlebotomus argentipes, 3252 nucleotides. RefSeq names its product transcription termination factor 2-like. The transcript has 5 exons. Gene Ontology annotation, molecular function: ATP-dependent chromatin remodeler activity; ATP binding. The record is from RefSeq and is a predicted model, not a curated record. Lineage: Eukaryota; Metazoa; Arthropoda; Insecta; Diptera; Psychodidae. The coding region runs from base 109 to 3096 and encodes 995 amino acids.